Molecule: messenger RNA, 1640 nt
Organism: Phalaenopsis equestris
Lineage: Eukaryota; Viridiplantae; Streptophyta; Magnoliopsida; Asparagales; Orchidaceae
Product: DExH-box ATP-dependent RNA helicase DExH3-like
Exons: 7
Cellular component (GO): intracellular anatomical structure; nucleus
Molecular function (GO): RNA binding
Source: RefSeq, a predicted model, not a curated record
GUGCAAAAUGCUGUUGAGUUCUUAAAAAUGAUAAAUGCGUUAGAUGAGAAGGAAAAUCUUACAAAUCUUGGAAGAUAUCUCUCAAUGCUUCCAGUUGAUCCAAAGCUAGGGAAGAUGCUUAUUAUGGGUGCUUUGUUUCGUUGCUUUGAUCCUGUUCUCACGGUGGUGUCUGGGUUGAGUGCUAGGGACCCUUUUCUGCUACCUCAAGACAAGAAGGAUUUGGCAGGGACCGCAAAAUCAAGAUUUUCUGCAAAGGAUUACAGUGAUCAUAUGGCUCUUGUUCGUGCAUAUGAAGGAUGGAAAGAUGCUGACAGAGAAGGUUCUGCUUAUGAAUAUUGUUGGAGGAACUUUCUUUCAUCCCAAACCUUGCAGGCUAUUCACUCAUUACGAAAGCAAUUCAGUUUUAUUUUAAAAGAUGCUGGCUUGCUAGAAGCAGAUGCCAGCAUGUAUAACAGCUUGAGCCAUAACCAGUCACUUGUCCGUGCUAUCAUAUGCUCCGGGCUCUUUCCUGGAAUAUCUUCUGUUGUGCAUAGAGAGAAGUCUCUUUCUUUCAAAACAAUGGAUGAUGGCCAGGUUUUACUUUAUGCUAACUCCGUGAAUGCGAGAUACCAAACCAUCCCGUAUCCAUGGUUGGUAUUUGGCGAAAAAGUGAAAGUAAAUGCGGUCUUUAUUCGUGAUUCCACUGGUGUAUCAGAUUCUAUGUUGAUUCUGUUUGGCGGUGCCCUAAAAAAAGGAGAAAUGGCUGGACACCUAAAGAUGUUGGAUGGCUACAUUGACUUCUUCAUGGAUCCAAGUUUGGCGGAAUGCUAUUGGAAACUCAAGGAGGAGCUUGAUAAGCUUAUCCAAAACAAGCUUGAAGACACCAGCUUGGAUAUCCAUAAGACUGGCAAGUACUUGUUGCUUGCCAUUCAAGAACUUGUCUCUGGCGACUUAUGUGAAGGGAGGUUCGUGUUUGGUCGAGAAACAAAGCGAAUCCAAACUCACAUCCACAGUGAAGACGGCACCACCAAAUUCACCAGGGGUGGCACAAAUCCCAAAAGCCUUUUGCAGACAUUACUCAUGCGAGCAGGGCACACUCCGCCGAAGUACAAAACGAAGCAUCUCAAGACUAAUGAGUUCAGGGCUCUGGUGGAAUUUAAAGGGAUGCAAUUUGUGGGUAAACCCAAGAGGAACAAGCAACUGGCAGAAAGGGAUGCAGCCAUUGAAGCACUCGAGUGGCUGACGCACACAACUGCCGAUGAUAAUUAUCGCAAUGAAGAUGAUGACUCGCCUCCUGACAUCACUGAUAACAUGCUGAAGCUGCUUAACAGCCGCCGCCGCCGCCGGCUCCGGUCAAAGCAAGGUUCAGUUUAAGUUGUGGCCAUUUUAUAUUUGUGAAAUUUAUUGAGGUUUUGGUUUGGAAAUAGAACUCCUGUGGGAUGAAGAUGGUGAGCAAAGGAAUUUUUGAUUAUUUUUCAAAAAGAUUGAAGUUGAAGUUUGCUGAUGAUUCAGAAGCUGAGGAUUCUUCAAGCAGAGAAGAUGACUGGGCGAUCUAUCUAUGUGAUCUAAACUUGUGUUUUAGCUGUCAACUUUCACAUGCAAUUGUGGUUGCCAAUGUAUUAUUCUUCUGUCUGUUUACUGUUUCUUUGGUUUUUUGGAUG